Molecule: messenger RNA, 1459 nt
Organism: Apus apus (common swift)
Lineage: Eukaryota; Metazoa; Chordata; Aves; Apodiformes; Apodidae
Gene: SHOX
Product: short stature homeobox
Exons: 5
Coding region: 130-1005 (291 amino acids)
Biological process (GO): regulation of transcription by RNA polymerase II
Cellular component (GO): nucleus
Molecular function (GO): DNA-binding transcription factor activity, RNA polymerase II-specific; sequence-specific double-stranded DNA binding
Source: RefSeq, a predicted model, not a curated record
CAUAAAUAACAGCAGGAGUGAUCUAACCCUAUACAGCCCAUCUUCUACGUGCAAAAACAGCGUGCGGAGGACGGCCACAUCUCCGACUGAAAACAAGUGGAUCUCUGUGGAUAAGAUCACUGGGCAGCCAUGGAAGAACUUACGGCUUUUGUAUCCAAAUCUUUUGACCAGAAAAGCAAAGAGAGCAGCAGCGGCAGUGGCAGCAGCAACAAGAAGGAGACGAUCACGUACAGGGAAGUUUUGGAGAGUGGGUUGGCUCGCUCGAGGGAGCUUGGAAACUCUGACUCUAACCUGCAGGACAUGACCGAGAGCAGCAACCAUUGCCCGGUGCAUCUUUUCAAAGACCACGUAGAGAGCGACAAGGACAAACUGAAGGAGUUCAGCACGGGCAGGACGGCGGAAGGGAUCUACGAGUGCAAAGAGAAGAGGGAAGAUGUGAAGUCAGAAGAUGAAGAUGGACAGACCAAGCUCAAACAAAGGAGAAGCAGAACCAAUUUCACACUAGAGCAGCUGAAUGAGCUGGAAAGACUUUUUGAUGAGACACACUAUCCGGAUGCCUUCAUGAGGGAGGAACUAAGCCAGAGGCUGGGACUGUCUGAAGCUAGGGUUCAGGUCUGGUUCCAAAACAGGAGAGCAAAGUGCCGAAAGCAGGAAAAUCAGAUGCACAAAGGUGUGAUCCUGGGAACCGCCAGCCAUUUAGACGCCUGCAGAGUGGCCCCCUAUGUGAAUAUGGGAGCCCUGAGGAUGCCUUUCCAACAGGUCCAGGCGCAGCUGCAGCUGGAGGGCGUGGCCCACGCGCACCCGCACCUGCACCCGCACCUGGCGGCCCACGCGCCCUACCUGAUGUUCCCGCCGCCGCCCUUCGGGCUGCCCAUCGCCUCCCUGGCCGAGUCCGCCUCCGCCGCCGCCGUGGUGGCCGCCGCCGCCAAGAGCAACAGCAAGAACUCCAGCAUCGCCGACCUGCGGCUGAAGGCCCGCAAGCACGCCGAGGCCCUGGGGCUCUGACAGCCUUCACCUCGCCCCCCGAGCCCCGGCCACCCGCAGGCGUCUGUGUCACCCCGCACGGACCCGCCGCUCCCCCCGCUUCUCCUUUUCCUCCCCGGCCUCAGGGCGAGCAGCAAGCCCUGCCGCCUGUCUCUCGUUCUCGUCUUUUGUUUUUUUUUUGGGUUUGGUUUGGGUUGUUUUCCUUUAUUUUGCAUUUCUGCCCCCCUCUCCCAAGGUCUAACCCCCCCGCCGCUUUCCUCUCGCCCCUCUCGCCCCCAGGGACUCGGCGGCCGUGGGAGCCGGGCAAAGAGGGGAGCCCCGGCGGCCCUUGGUGGUCGUUGGCGCUGGGUGGCACGGAGGGGACCCCGCGCGGGGCGAGGGAGCCCGGCUGGGGCACGGGCACACCCCCCCCCACCUCCCGUCCCCCUCCCCACGGGUACCCCCAACCCGCAUCCACGAGUCCGAGACUCCGUGG